Molecule: messenger RNA, 1060 nt
Organism: Oryzias melastigma (Indian medaka)
Lineage: Eukaryota; Metazoa; Chordata; Actinopteri; Beloniformes; Adrianichthyidae
Source: RefSeq, a predicted model, not a curated record
GAUUUUAAGGGUAAUUCAGACACGAUGCUCACUACUUUUCUUUUGUCUUUCUAAGCACCGGAUACAACGUCACCAAUAUCACAAAGUGAAAAUCGAAUAAAUACGAACAUUUCACAACAUUUAUUUAUGACUCCACUGUGUUCUGAUGGUGAAAAUGUGACUGGUGUAUUCAAAUAUUACAUUUAAACAUGUUUUUUUGUUUGACUGCAAUGAUGGGCUAUACUUGCUAAUCUAGUGAGCACGCUAGUUUUUCUCAAAGACUCCUGAGAAAGUUUGAGUGCACUCGAUUUUUUAAUUAGUAGAUUCGGUCUGCACUAGAAAAUGGCAAACGCACUAUAAAGUGAUUGGGGGGGAAUUCGAACACAACCUAUGUCAGCAUGGUGUUGAGCACUGACUGAUGACAUCAUCACAUUGUCUGUAUGACAUCAUCAGAUGACAGACACUGUUGUCUUAUGUAACCUGUAGUGGUAUCAGUGACAUCAUCAUCCUGAUGAUGUCACUGAUUGUCUGUGUGACAUCAUCAGAUGCAAGACAUGUGAACAGUAGAGUCAUUAAUGACAUCAUAAUUCAUAUUAUUGCGCAUACUUGACAUCAUUAUGUCAGAAAAUUACAUCGUUAGAUGACCCUGUCAAAAGUCUUGAAGGCGCAACAUUUUUGCGUAGGGGUCAAAAUUUAAGCCAGUAACUCUAUCUCAAGUGCUUGAGAAGGAAACUAGCAAACAAGUCAACCGUGUCAAGCAAAAGGCAACCUAAAAUGGACACAGCCAGGGACAGCGUUGUUUGGAGUUCUUCAGACACUCCAAGGGAAUCAUCCUCUGCGGAGACCCCAAAAUUAGGUCCACAGAGGAGGAGAAAAGUGGGGCGCAAAAAAAGAUUUGCUCCACAAAUGGCUUUGAUGGAACAGGAGUUUUCCACGCCGGAAACGGAGAAUACCGUUACCAAAACAGUGGAGGAACCCAAGCCAACAAGCAAUAAACCAGCUCUCAUCAAAGAAACUUCCAUUAACAAAAGUGAAUCAAGUGGAAGUAGCGGUUCCAAAUAUGAUCAGAUGAGACAGAAGG